AUGGCCAAGGACGUCGACUAUCAAAGGCCGACUGGCACACCUGACCACCACCAUGCAAACUCGGGAGACGAGACGGAAACUUCAACGGUUGUCGAUGCUCAACUCGUGCAGGAAAAAGGCCCAGACACGCAGCACCCUCCACCGAUACAUGAGCCUGAAGAUGACAUCGAGGCACAAAUGGGCGAAGCGCCUGGCCAUGAUUUGGAAAAGACCACGACCAACGUCAGCCGCAGGAGCGUCCUGAGCCGGCUGUCGCGCAAAAAGACACAGGAGAAGCUCCCGCCGCCGGUGCUCCCCGUCAUGGACCUCGACAACGGCGUCGUCGGCUGGGAGGGCCAGGACGACCCGGCCAUGCCGCUCAAUUUUGCGCCCUUUCGCAAGUGGCUGAUGAUCUGGCUGCUGUCGGCCAUCACCUUCAUGACGCCGUGGUCGUCGUCGAUCCUGGCGCCGGCCCUCGGGCAGAUCCAGGCCGAGUUCCACGUGGGCAGCGCGACGCUGGCCGCCAUGCCCGUCAGCAUCUUCCUGCUGGGCUACGCCGUCGGCCCGCUGGUGCUGUCGCCGCUGUCGGAGAUGUACGGGCGCAACGUCAUCAUGCUGGCGUCCAACCUCGUCUUCUGCCUGUGGCUCAUCGGCUGCGCGCUGGCGCCCUCCAUCGACACGCUCAUUUUCUUCCGCUUCAUGUGCGGCGUCGGCGGCUCCGCCUGCCAGACCGUCGGCGGCGCCAUCAUCUCGGACCUCUUCCCCAUCAGCGAGCGCGGCAAGGCCACGACCGUCUGGAUGAUGGGCCCCAUCCUCGGGCCCUCGCUCGCGCCCGUCGUCGGCGGCUUCGUCGCCGAGACCAUCGGCUGGCGCUGGACGAACUGGAUCUCCUUCAUCCCCGGCAUGCUCGUCGUCGCCUGCAUGCUCUUCGGCAACAAGGAGACAAACGCGCGCGUGCUGAUGCGCGUCAAGACGGAGAAGCUGCGCAAGGAGCUCGGCCGCCCGGAGCUGCGCAGCUGCUACAUCGACCCGACCAAGCCCAUCCUGACCAAGCGCCAGAUCCUGCUGCUCGGCCUCACGCGCCCCAUCAAGAUGCUCUUCCGCUCCGCCAUCCUCUUUGCCAUCUCCCUGUACAUUGCCUUCAACUACGGCUGUCUCUACCUGCUCUUCAACACCAUGCCCACCGUCUUUCACGGCAACUAUGGCUGGUCGCUCGGCGUCUCGGGCCUGCCGUACUUUUCCCUCAUGAUUGGCUACAUGAUUUCCAUCACGAUCUUUGCCAUCGUCUCGGAUCGCACCGUCGUGCGCAUGACCAAGGCCAACGGCGGCGUCUACGAACCCGAGAUGCGCAUCCCUUACUGCACCUACUUUGCCAUGCUCAUCCCCAUCAGCUUCUUCUGGUACGGAUGGGCGGCGGACAAGCAUGUGCACUGGAUCGUUCCCGUCAUUGGCGUGAUUCCAUUCUCCGCUGGCAUCAUCGGCGUCUGGACCCCGGCCAACGCCUACAUCAUCGACGCCUUUCCCGAGUACGCUGCCAGCGCCCUGGCAGGCUUUGCCGUCAUCCGCUGCACCGUCGGCGCCUUCUUGCCCCUGGCUGCACCCGCCAUGUAUGCCCAUCUAGGCCUCGGAUGGGGUACGUCACUGCUGGGCUUCAUUUCACUCGCUUUUGUGCCAAUCCCGUUCCUGAUCUUCCGCUAUGGCAAAUGGAUGAGAGAGCGUUGGCCUAUCAAGGCCUAA
Molecule: messenger RNA, 1716 nt
Organism: Akanthomyces muscarius
Lineage: Eukaryota; Fungi; Ascomycota; Sordariomycetes; Hypocreales; Cordycipitaceae
Exons: 2
Coding region: 1-1716 (571 amino acids)
Biological process (GO): transmembrane transport
Molecular function (GO): transmembrane transporter activity
Source: RefSeq, a predicted model, not a curated record